AUGGUAAUUGGUCUGGAAGGCAUACCGGUGUAUACGCAUUUCUUUCUACAUGACAGUCAUUGGGCAUUUGGAGCAUUUCUAUGCGACCUAUGGUUGUCUGUGGAUUACAUCGUUUGUCUCGCUUCCAUUUAUACGGUGCUUGGUAUCACCGUAGAUAGGUAUUGUUCCGUAAAGCAUCCAGCCACGUAUCGUAAUUGGCGGACACCGCGACGGGUUAUGUUGAUCAUUGCCGUUAUAUGGAUUGUUCCAAGCAUAUUAUUUUCGCUAUCAAUAUUCGGGUAUGGAACGUUUACGGGCAAAGGUCGAAUGUUGAAAGAGGACGAGUGUUAUGUGCAAUUCAUGACGAAUCCAUAUUUGAAUAUGGGCAUGUACAUCUCUUACUAUUGGUCGACACUGUUCGUCAUGCUUUACCUCUAUUGGGGUAUAUAUCGAGCAGCCAAACAGCUUGCUAUGAAGAGCGAUCAGGAGAGUAUUGCAUUUCAGAAAACAAAACGAUUGGCGCUGCUGACCGAAUUGCGGAAACCGGAAAUGUCUGUGCGGACGAGUGACGCAAAUAAGAGCAGUUCCGACUCACCGAAUGACAAUGAUACCAGCAGCAGCAGCAAGUAA
Haemonchus placei is the source of this 609-nucleotide messenger RNA. The record is from the annotation of a GenBank genome assembly. NCBI's taxonomy places the organism in Eukaryota, Metazoa, Nematoda, Chromadorea, Rhabditida, Trichostrongylidae.